Molecule: messenger RNA, 726 nt
Organism: Scheffersomyces coipomensis
Lineage: Eukaryota; Fungi; Ascomycota; Pichiomycetes; Serinales; Debaryomycetaceae
Gene: NAT2
Product: Nat2p
Exons: 1
Coding region: 1-726 (241 amino acids)
Cellular component (GO): mitochondrion
Source: RefSeq, a predicted model, not a curated record
AUGUUACGAUUCAACCCUAUGCAAAGGAUAGCAUUCACCUUAAGGGGUGGGAAUAUAGGAGUAUCUCCCAUAAGGGCGAUGACCAUGAGACGAACUCCAUCACUUCCGUUCAAAUCAAACAUAUUUAAACGAUUCCAAUCAUCUACUAUUAAGCCACCACCUGUUACUCCACCAAAGGAACCAACUGGAGUCAAAGCUUUGGUUAAGAAGUAUGGUGUUUCUGCUUUAGGUGUGUAUUUGGCCUUGACUGCUAUUGAUUUACCUAUCUGUUAUGUAGUGGUUCAUUCGGCUGGUAAGGAUCAAAUUGAAUAUUAUGAGAAUAAAGCAUUUCAAACGUUUGGAUAUGGAGUAAGUGAAGAAGAAUUAAAGGAAAAGCAAAGACUCAGAAGAAUUGAAGAGGCGGAAAGUGCUGAUAAAGAAGAUAAAUCAUCUAAGACUGGUGUUUUCAAUUACCUUUUAUCUCAAUUUUCAUGGACUGAAUUUGCUAUAGCUUAUGGUAUUCAUAAAUCAUUAAUCUUUAUAAGAUUACCUAUCACCGCCGCCAUUACUCCUGGUAUUGUGAGAAUAUUAAGAGGAUGGGGAUUCAACAUUGGAGCUGGUGGUGUCACUGCUGCUGCUUCUGCUGCGGCUAAGAAGAUCAAUCCUAAUGAUGUUACUGCCAAUUUAAAUCCAAAAUUUGGUACUAGACCAGAUCGUAAAAAGAAAUGGUUUGCAGGAUUCUUUUAA